AUGAACAUGAAUCGAGAUGCAGAUGAUAUGUUCCCUAAUGUGUGUUGGACUAAUAGUAGUGAAGAUGACCUUGCAACUGAUGAUCUUGAGACACUUGCAUUUCUUGUGAGGGCUGGUAGAGAAGCACAACAACAGCUUAGACAGCCACAACACAAUAUUGGAUUACGGGAACAUCAAUAUAUUUUGGAAGUUUUAAAUGGGAAUCCAAGAAAUUGUCGCGAGUUAUUCCGAAUUGAGGUUGAUGCCUUCCGCGCAUUAUGCAGCUUGUUAUGUUCAAAUAGUUUUUUGAAGGAUACUAGAAAAGGGCUGACCGUCGAGGAACAAAUAGGCAUGUUCACAUCGGUAGUGGCGGCUGGAGACGAACAACGGAUUGUGGGGCAGCGAUUUCAACAUUCAACGGAAACUGUUAAUGCCCAUGUAAGGAACGUUAUGAAGGCCCUGUGUAGGCUAGGGACACAUCUUAUUUACCCAACUCACACAUCCGGGGUGCACCCAACAAUCGCAGGCAAUCCGAAAAAUUAUCCUUGGUUUGAGGUAAGUUGUUUAUGGUAGAUAAUAAAAUAUAAUUCUGAUUAUAUUGGGUCAUUGUUUUGUAAAUUACUUGAACCGUAUGGAAUCAUAUGUAUUAUGUCCGGUUCUUCGUUUGCAGGGAUGCAUUGGUGCAAUUGAUGGGACCAUGAUCGACGCUGUUGUACCUGCAGAGGUGCGUGAGGCAUAUCGCAACCGGCAUGGCAAAGUUGCCCAAAACGUAUUGUGUGUAUGUGACUUGGACAUGAAGUUCACAUUCUUGUACACUGGUUGGGAGGGAAGCUCGCAUGAUGCACGUGUAUUCAUCGAUGCAUUGUCUCAGGGCCGCAACGCAUUUCCAAUGCCUCUCGAUGGUCAUUAUUAUCUAGUCGAUUCGGCGUACCCAUGUACUCGAGGAUUUAUGCCCCCUUACCCUAGAGAGAGAUAUCAUAGAAGUGACCGUCAGGGUCAGCGGGGAUUUAGGGGGUGUAAAGAUUAUUUUAAUCAUCGUCAUUCAUGCAUUCGUAACGUAAUAGAACGUACAUUUGGGGUCUUGAAAUCACGAUUUAGAAUUUUAAGACUCAUGCCUGGUUAUAAAGUUGGGAGGCAAGGGGAUCUGAUCAUUGCAUGUUGUACGUUACACAAUUUUAUUAGAAUGACGAGCCCGAAUGACUGGUUGUUCGAGGAGUGGAGAGAUAUGGAGCUCAGUCCAAGCGGUCGUGCAUAUAGCGACGCCGCAAUUUCAGGAAAUCAUCCUGACAUGACCGUCGAAUCAGCCCAAGCUAUGGCUGCAAUUAGGGAUGACAUUGCCAAACGUAUGUGGGAAGCUAUGAGUGGUCAUUGACUUAUAUUGAUAAAUAUUGACAUUAUUAUCAAUAUAAGGGUGUAGUUAGAGAUUCAAAUGUAUUACAAAUUUGAUUUUGGUUUGGCAAUAUAUUACUAAUCUAUAUAGAUAGGGAAGUUUGUAGCAAAUUUAUUUAGAAAUAUGGUUGCUAAUAUUAUAAGCUAUAUACGUAAAUUUAGUUUCAUAAAUGAUUGGUCGAUAUGUAAAUUUUAUCGUACACAAAUUUACAAGGAUUGA
Messenger RNA from Juglans microcarpa x Juglans regia, 1588 nucleotides. RefSeq names its product putative nuclease HARBI1. The record is from RefSeq and is a predicted model, not a curated record. NCBI's taxonomy places the organism in Eukaryota, Viridiplantae, Streptophyta, Magnoliopsida, Fagales, Juglandaceae. Bases 611 to 1351 code for a protein of 246 amino acids. The transcript has 2 exons.